GCAUCGAAGAUGAAUUCCCUAUGGGCGGAGGCAGUGUUGCCACUGGGCAUCAUCGCAGGCAUGUUGUCUAUCAUGGGUACCAGUCAAUAUUUCAUUCAAAAAGUUGCCUAUGGUAGGCUGAAGCAUGUAAGAAAUGAUAGAUUUGAUGUAUCCAUGGAGAGGAGAGACAAGCGCCUGCUCGAGCAAGUUGCAGCAAUGCAUUCUUCUAUGAUGAUUGGGCUUAUUCAACUUGAGGGAAUUUUUAAUUGCUAG
Molecule: messenger RNA, 252 nt
Organism: Cryptomeria japonica (Japanese cedar)
Lineage: Eukaryota; Viridiplantae; Streptophyta; Pinopsida; Cupressales; Cupressaceae
Product: NADH dehydrogenase [ubiquinone] 1 alpha subcomplex subunit 1-like
Exons: 2
Coding region: 10-252 (80 amino acids)
Source: RefSeq, a predicted model, not a curated record